AACCCAGGAGGCGGAGCUUGAAGUGAGCCCAGAUUGUGCCACUGCACUCCAGCCUGGGCGACAGAGCGAGACUCCGUCUCAAAAAAAAAAAAAAAAAAAAAAAAAAAAAAAAAAAAAGGUAAAGUAAGGCUUGCUCACUCAUGGAAGUUGUUGCGUGGUCGGACUCAUGUUGUGCCAUGCUAGUGUGGAUAUAACUAAAGAACAGGUUGAAUGAGGUUGGGAUAUUGCAUAUAUAUUUGAACAGAGGGGAUGAGUGAACAAAACUAAAAUGACCGUGCAUGUGAUUUUGGCUGUUUAGAGGGGCCAAUGAGACCAGUAUGAAGCUUAUGGAUUCUGAGACUCCAGGAUUAAUGGUCAAAAUAAAUGUGAUUAACAAUUCAUUUAUUAAGAACAAAGCAUCAUUUUGCAUUAAGCGUCACAGGUUACUGCUACAUCUCUCCAUCAGAUAUAGUGAAUUCUAAUUUCCAUGUCUUGGCUGUUUUACCUGGGUAGCAUUCCUCAACUUGCUCUUCCCAGAGAAUGUAAAGCUAGAAUAAUUGUUACUGUUUUAUGAGUUAAACUUUAAUUAAAUUGUAUCAACAACUUUGUUUUAAUUGCUUCUGAGGGACUUCGUCCCAAAAGUACUAGAAAGUUUUAAAAUUCUGUCCAAUCCACACUGUGAGGUUUAAAUUACUUUUGGGAUUAGAAGCAUCCUCAAAGCAGCAAACACUUUGAGUUGCUUUGGUGCUUCAUUGGCUGGUCUUUUGAAGAAUCCUCUGCUAGUGAAAAGACUGCCAAGAGCCCCAGCUUUCAUCAUUACUAGAACUAGUUUCUAUUUUGCCAAUGAUUAAUUGGCUUUUACAAUAGCAAUGGCAGCUACUUGAUUUUAAUGAGAACUGAGAAGCAGAUAGUUCUUUUAGUUAUCUUUGUGAGAUUAUUGAGAUGGAAGUUAUGAGGCUAGCAAUCUGAUUUUAAAAAGUAGGACUUCUGUUUUUGGCAUUUAAAUAUAGAAAUACUCCAUAUUACAUCAAAUAAGGAUACAAAUAAUUAUAGCAAAUUGCUAUGUUUAAGAGCUUUUUGAGUGACCUACCUCUCAUUAUCAUGGGUAUUUCCAAAUAUGCAGUGAGAGGAAGAUCAGCAGAACAGCUGUUCGAGCAGAGGAAGCUGACUUCUAUGCAGGAAGAAGGCAAUAUGUAUUUUCUCAUACUUAGAGGUAAAAAAGCAAAUCCCUCGUUACUGAAAUUCUUUAAUUUAUACAUUUAUUUAUGGUUUGAUUAUAGAUUGAGAAAUGUACACUAGAGUUUUUCUGAGGUCAACUUUUUGUCCAUCGUGUAUAUCAGGCAGAACAAUAGGGUGACCUAGAAAGAUUUCCUAAUCUGUAUUGAAAAAGACAAACAAGAAUAAUUUUAUCUCAAUUUUUUCCUUUACUAUUUUAUAAGUAAUACUUCUUCUCUAGUCAAUAUUCUUAGGAGGAUAGUUCAGGUAUUCAUAUUUGUCCUAAAUUAGGAAUAACCAAAAGUCCUUUUUCCUAAAAAUGUCUUUUCUAUUUAUUCUUUUAGCCCACAAGACUCUUCUACAAUUAAGAUUAAAUUACCAUUGAAGCAGAACUUUCACAUAUAACUUUGUUUUAGUAACUGAAGAACAGCAAUUUUGUUAGGUAUAACAUAGUGUGAAGAAAAAUGUUUGGUUACAGAUAAUAAUGUUGGUUAAAAUGGUCAGAUAUCUGCUGGCUAGUAAUAUUUCAUACAUUUUCUAUUUGUUCUGGAUUAUUUGGUCAAAAUAUGGUAACAUUGUAUUAAAAUAAUUUAAAUUUAUAAUGCAAAUGAGAUUCAUAAUUCUAACUCAGUUGCAUGUGUUUUUAAUCUAUUCUUUAACAAGAAUAUUCUUUUUGAGAGCUGGGGACUCCUUCAUGAAGUCUGAACGUCUAACUGAUCUUAACUUAGAGGGUCGUAACAUAUUCUUGUGCUAUUUAUAUAUCCAAUCACAGGUCUUUAUUACCCAUAGGGAAGCCAUUCAAGAAUGCAAAUGAUUCUUACAGACACUGCUGUAAAAGAUCCACACACAUUCCAGCCACUACAGACUUCCUGUUGGUGAAAGAAAAUAUUAGCAUGGGAAACUCUAAUCAGUCUUUCGUGACAGAGUUUGUCCUGCUGGGGCUUUCUGGCUACCCAGAGCUAGAGGCCAUUUACUUUGUGCUGGUCCUAUGUAUGUAUUUGGUGAUCCUGUUGGGAAAUGGAGUCAUCAUCAUUGUGAGUGUUUAUGACACCCACUUGCACACCCCCAUGUACUUUUUCCUCAGUAACUUAUCAUUCUUGGACAUCUGCUACACUAGUUCAUCUAUUCCACUAUUUCUCAGCAGCUUCUUAACGUCAAAGAAAACUAUUUCCUUCUCUGGGUGUGGAGUGCAAAUGUUUCUCUCUUUUGCUAUGGGAGCAACAGAGUGUGUCCUUCUAAGUAUGAUGGCGUUCGACCGCUAUGUGGCCAUCUGUAACCCUCUACGAUACCCUAUCAUCAUGAGCAAGGCUUCAUACAUGUCCAUGGCUGCUGGGUCCUGGAUUGGAGGAGGCACCAAUUCUGUGUUGCAAACCUCCCUUGCAAUGCGGCUUCCUUUCUGUGGAGAUAACGUCAUUAAUCAUUUUACUUGUGAAAUCUUGGCUGUCUUAAAAUUGGCCUGUGUUAAUAUCUCCAUAAAUAUUAUUAGCAUGGUUGUUGCUAGUAUGAUUUUUCUUGUAGGGCCAGUACUUUUUAUUUUUGUUACAUAUGGUUUUAUUCUCUCCACCAUCCUGAGAAUUCCUUCUGCAGAAGGAAGGCACAAAGCCUUCUCCACCUGCUCUGCCCACCUAACAGUGGUGAUUAUAUUCUACGGAACCAUCCUUUUCAUGUAUGCAAAGCCCAAGGCUAAAGACUCUUCUGGUGCAGACAAAGAACAAGUCACAGACAAAAUCAUCUCCCUGUUCUAUGGAGUGGUGACACCUAUGCUUAAUCCUCUCAUCUAUAGUUUGAGGAACAAAGACGUGAAGGCAGCUGUGAAGAGUAUACUGUGUCAAAAAUGCUUCUUGGAAGGAAUUUAAAUGCUUCUUUAUUUAUUUUUAAAAGUAUUUUACUCUGAAUGUAGGGCUAGCUCUUACCCGGAGGUUCCAAAAUAAAUAUGAGGGUUGAUGAUUCCACGAAUUCCCGAAAUUCUCAUUUUUCUUUUCCUAAUAUUUAAAAGAAAGAGGGAAAUCCAGGACUGAGUUACCUUUUCUCUUCAUGACAGAGUUAAGGAAAAGGACAGAAACUUAUGGGUAAAAGGAUUCUCAUCCAAACCACCUUCCUUCUCAUGGCUAACAGAGUUUAGUUUAUUCAUUGAAUGGUAAAUUCUAUAAUCUAAGAGAAAGUACCAUUUUACCAACUUAAUCUUUUAUCCCCUAUCUACACCAUUCUUGGGAAGAUCAAGUAGAAAGUGUCUUGCUAAAAAUCAGAAUGCUAUAUGAUUUCAACAGUUAAUAAUUCAGAAUGAAGUAGAUUUGAUCAUGUAGAAGUAAAGGGGGAACACUGUAAGGUAUUAGGUACCUAGCCUGUAUAUAUGUAAUAGAGGGAGAAAUGGAAAAAUGAAGCUAUUUUUCCUAGGGAUGAUUUCCUUGUGGCUGCAAACUGGCAAGCCAUCUUUUGUGCAGAGGUGUCUAAGGCAAUGUGAGACUUUGUGCAGAUAACCCAGAUGAUGGGGAAAUAUGGCCUGCCUUGUGUUUCAAUAGAUGAGCAAUGAUGUCUUUGAGUGAAAAACAUUACUGUUAAAUGAUUCAAAAAAUUUACUUUAUUUCUACAUAACUUUAUAGCAUAGUUCUCUGAGAACGCAGUGAUAAUGGGUUUACUGUUGUAAGAAUUAGGUAUUUUUGCAAUUACAUGAAUUUCCUGUGGAAUAUGAGCAUUCCAUUCAUUCAUUCAGUCAUUUAUUACUCAUUUACUUAUUCAAGCAACCAGUAUUUACUGAAUACCUAUUUUUGUCUCAGGCAUUGUGCUAAGUAUUGGUGAUAUAAAAAAUAUAAGACAAUCUGGAAAUGAAAAUGAAGACAUGGUUAGGGAGCACAGUCUUGUGGAAUACAGAUUGACGCAUACAUUGGAGACAAAAAUAUUAAAGAAUACUUAUUUAUGGCUUUUCCUUCUCUCCUACCUUCUAAGCUGGACUCUUUGUUGGGUCUUUGUUGGACUGAGCAGAAUAAUGGUUGGAUUUUUAAUAAUUUAAAUAAGCUGAUUGUCAUAUGAAAGGGCUUGAACCAUCUCUAGAAAAGAAAUAACAUAGUGAGAAAGAACCCAGUGCAUACUGGAGAUUUUAAAGAUAGAAGGGAAGAUAUUUACAUUGAUACAGCAAAAAUAGGAUUAGAGGAAAAGGAAAAAUUAGCUACAUGGGAUUUUGGGAAAGCUUUGAUGCUGGUUUUAUGUGACCUUACCUCAGUGUGUCUUGAUAAUCUCAAUAAAUAUGUACAACGUUCUUUAAGACAUUCGGUUAUGGAUUCAGUUUCUUUUGCAGUAUCACCAUGCUGAGACUGGCCAUAGGAUGAGGGUAACUUAAGUGGGUCACAGACUUAGGUGGGUCACAAUUACAAUGCAGUAUGUUAAAUGCUUUUAUAGAAGAAUAUAUGUAAAUCCCUUGAAGGGGAAGUCCCAGGAAGGGAAAGGCACUUCUGCUUGGAUAAACUAGGAAGAGCAGUUCUCCUACUGGUAUUGUAAGCAAGAAUUUUCUAGACAGAUGAAACAGUGCCAAGAUGUGGAAUACUAAGAGUUUGGAAUGGUUGGAACUUGGGUUUUACUGUUGGGGCAGUGACAGAGAAGACUGGAAAGGUAGUUUGGAGCCAAACUCUCAGGGCUUCAGAUGCUAAUCUAAGUCAAUACCUCUAUAGGUUUGAGGUGAUGAUCCUCUGUUCUCUGGAGUCCAGGAGGCUGAAUCAGGGCUACCACAUACAUGAGCAAAUUCUGAGAAGUCAGAUCUAUGAUACCUCCAACCUCCUACCGGUCCCUACUUUUGUCUGUUUUAUAUUCCCUGAGGUUCCACAUAAUAUUUUAUUUGGAAAAUGAGUAUUCUGUUGUGAGGAAGUUUUUAAAUCACUGCAGUGACAACAGAAUCUACAAACAGUUAUAAGAAAGAAACUGAUGUUUUUGGGUUGGUGCUUUAGAAAGCUCACUUUUGCACUGGGGAUAAUAAAGUUGUAAAUCUCUUGCCGAUAAAUCCUCAGUCAGGCCUGUUUUACAUUCCUUCAUCAGCCUCUAGCACUUACCUUGUCUUAUUUUUUAUAGGCUUCAGGGUACUGAGUACCUAUCCAAUUUCUUAGAGUUUCCAUUCUAUUCUUGACUGUUUGCAAAUAGACUUGAAUUUCUCAAAUAACUUUCCUGGCCCUUUGGUUUAAAAUUUUUACUUUAAUUGAGGAAACAGUGAAGAAACAACAAAAUAACAUGAAUGAGAGCAUUACACAGAUUUAGGAUCCACACAUAUUCCUGCCCUUAUUAGAGAAAAACAUAGUAUCCUAGACAUUGUGAAUGUCAUAUUGAAGCCAUCCUAAUAAAAUUGAUAAAACUAAAUUGCUAGGUUUAACAAAAGCAUAAGCUUUAAGUAGAAACAUAGCAAAGCAUUAACCAGACUGCUCUAUAGCCCACUUCUGUACAGCUGAUUACUACUUAAAAGUCACAUAGCCCCUGCCGUAAGGUCCUAACUUCUGUAGAUAACAUCUUUAAUGUUAAGAAAUGUUAAGUUUUCCAUUUUGAGAUAUUUUCCAGAUCCUGCAUUCCAAUGGGUCCAUCGAUGCCAGCCAGUCUGAAGACCCUCUCUGAGGAAGUAAUUCAGUCCCAAAAUGUAGUUUUUACAUCUUUAUUAAAGAUUGCAUUCCACACACCCUAAGCAAUUAGCUCCUCAGCCCCCUAUUUGCCAAAAUUCCCUAAAAAUUCUAGGCCAAAACUCCUUGGUGAGGUGGAUUUAAAGUUCCUUUCCACUUUCUUAUUUGGCUACCAUACAAUCAUUAUACUCUUUCUCUGCUGCAACUCCCACUGUUUCGGUGCAUUGGUCUGUUACCCAUAUGACAGGCAAACCUGGUUGUCAUAGAACAAUAUUGUGGAGGCUCUCAAUACCAUUACAUUCCUCUAAAUGGUUUUGAUGUUUUUGCUUUAGGGGCAAUCAGGUUGGACUCCAACUACAAACUUGAUCUUUUUGUUACCAAUACACAUCUCUGUUCAAGAUCUCUAUCUCUAUCUGUAUAUCUAUAUUUAUGUUUUUACAGUCAGCCCUCCAUGCUUAUGGGUUUCACAUAACUUGGAUUCAACAAAUUUGGAUCAAAAAUAUUCAGGCAAAAGCCAAUAGAAAUAACAAUAUAAUAUGAAUUAAAAAUACAGCUUAACAGGUAUUUACAUAGCAUUUACGUAGUAGUAGGUAUUAUAAGUAACCUAGAGAUGAUUCAAAGUAUAUGAGAAAAUGAGUGUGGAUUCUGUGCAAAUACUUUGCCAUUUUAUAUAAGGAACUUGAACAUCCAUGGAUUUGGGUAUCCAUGGGAGUCCUGGAAUCCAUCCCUCAUAGAUACCAAGGGAUCCCUGUAUAUAUACAUAUUGGUAUUUAGCUGGAUUGUGCCUUUAUGGUGCAAGGGUCAGUCAGAGAACUGGGGCAAGUUUUUACACAGAAUUUGAUGUUUCCUCUGCUGGGACUCUGCUUUCUGGAAUUCCUCCCUUACUUUAUGGUGGCUGUUUCUCCAGAAUUCUGCUGGUUUGUCCAUAAAGAGCCAUUUUAUUAUCAGAAUUUCCAAACCUAUGCUGUGCCUAGUCAGUCUAUAGCCAUACAAAUGUGAAACUCACACCAAAAUGUUACUUCUUCUAAGUGAUACUCUUAAAAAAUUUUGCAGAGAGUUUAUAGUUGUCAUUUCUGAGGUGCUUGAGUCUGAUAGGAGCUUAUUCAGCCAAAGUGACAGCAACAGAAAUCGGAAGUCCUCCCCUUUACAUUUUAUGACUAGAGUGUACCUCCCUCUUUCUCUGUGUUGGCUUCCAUGCUGAUCCGACCUAUAUGAUUUCCUAAUACACCUCAAAAUCAAAGUAGACUGAAAUUUCCAAUGGAGAAUAUGAGACAAUGAAUAAAAAAUUUGAAAUCCCCCUGAGGCCAGAGGUGAGCAUAUCAUAAGUGUUAAAUAGCAUGGAAUAAUUAAAUAGAUUUGAGUGUUUUAUUAGCCCAUUAAAGGUUAAAUGAGGCAUUAUGUGAAAGCAGAUGGCUCAUGGGAGGGUCUCGUUAUAUUUUAUUUUCAUCCUCUAAAUAAAAAUCUAGCCUUUUAGUCUCUCCACCCUUAGUUCACCUGUAGCCCAUUCCUUCCUUGAGCAGGCAAAAUGAAAACUGACCCUCAGAGUUCAUCUCCUUUAGCAGUCCUCUUUGAUCACUUCCUGCUAAUGCUCCCUCCUCUCUGUGCCUUAUUCAAACCACUCAGGAAUUUAUGAUUAACUACUUUAUUUCCAGAACUCAGAGGACAAAUGAGAAAGA
Pan troglodytes (chimpanzee) is the source of this 7459-nucleotide messenger RNA. RefSeq names its product olfactory receptor 13C7-like. Lineage: Eukaryota; Metazoa; Chordata; Mammalia; Primates; Hominidae. Gene Ontology annotation, molecular function: G protein-coupled receptor activity; olfactory receptor activity. Gene Ontology annotation, cellular component: membrane. The record is from RefSeq and is a predicted model, not a curated record. Gene Ontology annotation, biological process: G protein-coupled receptor signaling pathway. The coding region runs from base 2088 to 3050 and encodes 320 amino acids. The transcript has a single exon.